Molecule: messenger RNA, 34611 nt
Organism: Xyrichtys novacula (pearly razorfish)
Lineage: Eukaryota; Metazoa; Chordata; Actinopteri; Labriformes; Labridae
Source: the annotation of a GenBank genome assembly
AUGGAUUUUGACAAGAGAGGGGGCAAGGGAGAGACAGAGGAAGGGAAAAAGAUGUCUAAGACGGCAGGCAGCAGGACUGGACAUGGGGGCCGGAGUUCAGGGACCAAUUCUGGAGUUCUUAUGGUUGGCCCAAACUUCCGUGUGGGCAAAAAAAUCGGCUGUGGGAACUUUGGAGAGCUGCGGUUGGGAAAAAAUCUCUAUACUAACGAAUAUGUGGCCAUCAAAUUGGUAAGUGCAUCUUCAGGGUUGGUGAACUGGCACAGAAACAUAAACUUUAAAGUCCAUUUGUGUACCACGCUGCUAUGUAACAGUUCACAUUAAGGAUUGUGUAUACCUGAUGAUCAGAUAUACUUUCUGAGCGGUGAGAAAUGAUCUGUAUAUGCAGCAGACUCUUUGAUCUGACCUCAGAGGAACAGACACAGGAAGUAAAUAGGAACUCUCUCCCCCUCCCCCUUCCUACAGGUUGGCCUCAUGUUCUGUUAAUGAGUCAACCUUUCUCUGCUUAUGUUUUACCAAAGUAGUGAUGCUCAGACAAGAUGGUAUUAUAUCAUAAAGCAUAUCUUGAUGGCUUUUAUUUUUCAGUAUGUAACACAGGUUUUUUUGAAGGGGUUCUUGUAAAGUGUGAAAUGGAUGACUUGCUGUGCUCAGGGGUCAUACGCAACUCUUAUGAAAUAGGACGUAACCCUGGUACAAUUUUUAAAUAUCAUAGCUAUUCUACAUUUCCUUAGCCUUUUAAAUUAGUUUCAAUCGUACUGAAGCUGUCCCUCUAUUAAGCUCACAGGAAACCUAAAAAGCGAUCAAUAAUUCACCUUGCCUUUUUGUUUUGUGUCAGCAUUUGCUUCUUUUUCCAGAGCCACCAGUUUAGUAGCAUUUAUACACGCUUUGAAAAACCACAUGAAAUGUCAAAGCUCCUUUUUUUUUUUCUUCUUGCUCAGAUUCUAGGCCAGCUAGAGGCAGCGAAACCAUUUCCUCUCCACAUCAACUUUUUCUCUCCACAUCUUUCUCUGCUUCAAACAUGUUGCCACUUACAGGACUUUGAUCACCGCUGGAUGCCUUGUUUUUCCUCCGAACAUCUCAUUGUAAACAUGGCAUUACUCUUGUAAAGCAGACUUACUGAAGCUCAUGGGAGCAAGGCACUAUCUAGACCACAUCUGGUCUAGUCUGUGUAUGAUUUUUCCUUACAUUUGUAUCUCCCAGUGAGGUUGUUAUCUCAGAUUGGGCAUCCACUGAAGGCUUUGCUAACCACAUCGGAGACAGAGGUUAGCAAACAGGCGUAAUUGCAGUUCUCCUCCUCUGAAAUUCUUAGUUGUGCUUGCUGCCUCUCCCCCCGUAUGCCUGUGAAACCUCCCAUCUGUUUGGGUAUUUUUAUCCCCACGGUGUCCAGCUAUAUCUGGAUCUAGCAUUAGUGCCAUGACACUGCUCCAUGGCUCUCGUGGUCUACUGGACCUAUCAGUUAUCUGUAUUUUUUAGAGUGGGAACAGGAUGUAGUGCUAAAGGUGUCAACAGGCUUGACAAGGCCUGGCUAGUAGUACACCGAGUGUGAGGACUUGUGUUUAUUCGGUUUGAUAUUGAGGGCUAAUUUUAGAUGACGUUUCAUGAUCCUUUAAUUUUGAUAGUAAUGUUUUUAUUUGACAAAUAUCACUCUCUUACUUGGUAGGCUCUGUGCUUUUUUACCAGUGUUAACACAAGCGACAUACAGAGGGCUUCUUCCUCGCAGAUUCUCGGGUUAACCCAUACUCUGGCACAGUUGUCUGUCCACAUGUUUCUGUCUGUCCCUGAUCUCACAGCUCUCCCGGGUAACCCUGUGAAUGUCACUGCUUGUCCGGCGACGGCCUCUCGUACCGUCCAAAGGAGCUGUUACUGAAGUCGUCCUCGCAAGUAACAACCCUGUUAUCUACAACCACCUGCUAACACAUGCUUGACAUGAGCAGGUUCUCCAUCAGUCACUUCAGAGUCACUGCUCACUUGGAGAUAGAAUGAAAAUAAACGUUUGAAAGUGCAGGCCUGGGACGGGGCUGACUGAAGAGGUUCAUUCAUGGAGUGGAGUGUACAUUUUGAUUCGACUCAGCUCUAACUAGAUAAGGAGUUAUAUUGAGAGGCUGCAAGAAGUACAAAUUUAAGCGUUAUUUCAUCUAUUUAUUCACAAGUUUUGGAUCAAUCAUCAAACUUCAUUAUGACAAAAAUAGAAAAUCUAUCAUUUGAACUUUUGAACCUCACUCCUUCUUGUGUUCUCUUUGUCACUAUUGAUUAAGUAAUAAGUGCUUUCAUAACCGAGUGGUUGUUAGACUCAGAAAAACACUGAAGAAAUAUAUCAGUUAUUACCUUGGGGCUGUUUAAAUCAAGUGUUGUCGAUCAAUGAAUAAAUCAAAGGGACACAAUAAAGUGUGAUUUGUUAUCUUGCUGGUUAAAACUGGUUUAAUCUCCCUCCAAUAAAUUGUGGAUGUCAACCUCCAAAGAACGGCACAUUGCGAUUGCUCAGUGUGGAGCUGGUGCUUUUAUGUGCUUAGUGUCAUGUGUGCCAGCAUUGCAGAGUAGGUUAUGUGGGUGGUGCCUGCCUGCACCUGGGACAAAGGUGAAUGCCAGUGUCACCCUGCUCCACCACGUGACGGCAGAGAUAGAGGGAGCAUGUAUGGCAGGCCUGCUGCACAAGAUCCUCUGUCAGUGGAUCUAGAACUGCUGUGAGUACUGCUGCAAAAAGCUAGAGAGAAGGGGGAAACUGCCGAGUGCUGAAAGGUCGUCUUUGUUAGCAGGCCUUGUCGACACACAGUGGUUCAGUCUUUGGUUCAGCUGGAUGCUUUCUCACACUGACAAACGCCUGUGUGAUGGAGGCAGCACCAUAUAGCCACUGCUGUGAGUACACUGCAGGCUUUGCUCCCAAGGGGGAUCCCUGCUUCUUAAAGAAACAGCAGCAUGGAAUAUCUGCUUUCUGUCGAGUCUUACUGUGAAAACUAUCCCCCAUUAGACUCUCUUAAUGAGUAAAGGGCACGACCAUCUCAUAAAUACUCUCCUGGCAUGAUGACAUAACUGUCCACCGAGAAAAUGACCAUCUAAUCCUCUUUCCCCCUCAUCACUGAGUUAUACUAUUUUUAUUUGGCCACUCUUGCUAUUUUGGUGUCGUGUUUCUCUCCCUCUCGCCUUACGCCGCUGUCUUCAAUUUACUUUUUUUUUUUUUUUUAAUAUCUAAAGGUCAUCCACCCUCACUUAACCCCAGCAUUCUGUUAGCAUUUGGUGCAGGACACAUGUACACCCACACUGUCCAGUAUUUGGCCUCUGAAAUCCACUUGAAUCAGUUUCACUCACAUAAUCGGCAGUCCGCUCUCCAAGCUUGCGUUUCAUUGUGGCUCUAUUUUCAUGUAGUUAUUCGAUGAUAAAUGGGAGACGCGUGUGAGAUGUGCCUCUUACUGUGUAGCUUCUGCUAUCAGGAAGUAGAGGUAAACCAAUUGGUGACCUCAAGUGGCAAGAAUUACUAGUAACAGUGACGAGUGGCCUUAAUAUCCGCUGAACUCAGGGACUGUAAUAAUUGAGUGUAAUAGUGUUGGGACGUAUAGUCCUGUGCAAUGCCCUCAGCUUUUGGGUGGGGUGAUAAUGGAGUGGUAGGGAGAGACAGACAAUAAAUACAGAGUCCUACUGUGCAUUGUUAGCUAACCAUGUAAAUACAGGGUGGUGUUUGUUUCACCCUAUGUACUGUAUGUUGGCUUGUCCGAAGCAUGGCCGGUCUUCAGACUUUAAAAAAGAAAAUGAAAUAGACUCUACAAAGAAUAAAAUAGUCAAUUGUAGUCAGUUGUGGCUUUAAAAUUUUAGUUUGAAAGAUUUAUUUUGAGUUUUUUGUCCUCUAUUUGACAGGACAGGAUGGUGGAUAUAGCAGGAAACGGGGAGAGGGAGUGGGAGUAACAUGCAGGAAAGAAGCCAGGCUGGAAUCGAACCCGGGUCAUCUGUGUACAUGGGUUGCACUCAGACCGUCCGGCCAGCAGCGCCCCAUUCUUUAACAUGUUUGAUUACAGAGAAAUAGCACAUUUUAGUCAUUUUAGUAUUCAAAAUAAAUCCUAAAAAUACAACACCUCCAAAAUCAUAGCUGUAUCCUCAAAGGCAGACUUGUGAACAUUUGAGUGUUAAAGUUGCAUAACAUUUAAAAGAUCCAUCUGUUAAUCAAUCUGUCAUCACCUAUUAAACUAUUGAUUCAUGGAUCCCCAAUUUGUUGAUAGUCAGCUGAUAACUAAAUUAUUUACUUAAUUUCUGUGCAUUCAUUUCCAGCAUUCACUGUUCAUUGCAAACAAAGACUGUCCCACAACACUUCAUCCACCUUUAGUCGUCAGUGUUAAGUCUAAUUAAGUCCAAUGAUGGACACUAUAUCAGAGUAUUAGCUGCAGCUCUAGACUUGCACACUAUGCCCCAUCAAAACAACUGAGUUUCUCCUCUGUGCAUACCUCAGUCAUUGUUGUUGACAGAGCUGAUAUCACAAUUCCCUACCCCUCUAGAUUUUGAUUGGUCUGUGGUGGAUCACUGACAUUGAUGAGCACAGUGGUGUGCCAAAAGCUUUAGUAAUUUCAGCUGAGUAUGCUUGUGAGCAGUGACAAGAACAGGUGAUGCUUGCUAACUUAACUCUUCAAGAAGAAUGUGAUUUUUGGGAAUCAUCCUUAAACAUGAUAAAGAAAUGGGGGUUAAUUAUGAUCAGUGAGAAAUUGUUCCAUGCAUCAUCACCAGUAAUGAUAAAAUUCAUUAUUUAGAGUUUCCAGAUUUCAGUCUUAGACAAAACUAUGGUAUCACCACAUUUCCGCUGAAGUUGCAGAUGAGAAAAAAAAACAUUAGGUAACAUGUUGGCUGUAACUUGUCUUUGUUAUUUGAGAAGUGCUCUGAAUGUUUGUGCAUUUGGUUGGAGCAUUGUGUCGAAUGUUGUAUAUUGCUUUCAAAAAGCACUCGUGUUCUGUAUGGUAUGUUAUUGUUCUUGAAGUAUCUGGCAGACUGUUUGUUUUCUCUGGCUGAGUCACUGAUGCAGAGGCACAGGAGUAAGGUGGUGUGAAGCCGCUCACUGUGCUGGUCAGUCGUGAUACUCUGAAGGAAAUCUGAGGUGUUGUACUGAACUCAGUCUGCCGCCCACUGAAGCAUGAUAAGCAGCUCUUGUUGCAGUCCAGCUCAGCAGCUUACACCAGCUCUUCAUGAGGCCGUUGUCUAAGAACUGUGAAGCCACAAAAGCCCAAUCAGCGUGUUUUGCUGGAAUUAAAGUGGCAUUUUGACGAUUUAAGUUCUUCUCCCUUCCGUGUUUGGGCCCCCCCAGAGAGCAUACUGGGCAGCCUAAAUGACCAAAUCCGUGGAUGGCAACAGCAUGUAAAAGCCUACCUUCAGUCAAGGAGCUAAUCCUCUAAUGAACUAGGAGCCAGCAGCAGCAGCAGCAGCACAGUACAUUCACACAGACACACUGUUGCUGUAAGCAUGAUUUAGAAGAAGUCAUAAAAGCUGCAGUGGAGAGUCGAAAUGUUGGUGACUUCAGAGAAGCAGCUACAGUGGUUUCUUUGUUUUAGGUGGAAAUACAUGAAUGAAAAGAAAAGUUUUGGUGGGGCAGAGUGUUUGCAAGCAGAGCAGUCAGGACUGUGUAAUUUAAAUUUUUAUGUGUACUUCCUGCUUUGUAGCAAAGCACUGUCGUAUUUCCAUUUAAGAGUCACAGUGAAACUAUAUUUUUGUGUGCUUUAAAAUGUGUUUUGUUCAAGACUUCAGCAGUAGUUAACAAGUUUCUCAUAUUUUUAAGUGUAAUUUGGGUUACAACCAUGAGUUGACACUACACUUUUCUGUCUGAACUCCCUUCAUGGCAGUGGAAUUGAAGUGGUAAACUAGAGCCAAAAUAUCCAAACCAGAUCCAGAUUAUGGUCAUUUGAAACUAGCUGAAGCCAAAUAGACCUCAGGUCUAUUUUUGAGGAUCUGCUGUGCAAGACAAGAUGGUAUGGUUGGAAUCAAAAUUCUCAGUGGUUCACAAGCAGCAAGAAAUAAAAGUCUGUUGCUGACGGGAAACACAGACCAUGAAGCCUAGAGCAGUGAUACAUACAUGUGUGUUGUUUUGAUGGUGCAGAUUAGCUUGCAGGUUGGAAUGGAUCAAACUACUUGGCAUGUUAUCUCUGUGUCAUGUCAUGCUGACACUUUUAAAAGGAACAAAGCCACACUCAAUAAUAGGAAUUACACCUCUGCUUUUCCUGCUGCAGCAUUUUAACAUUUCUGCAGUGAAAAACACUGUCCAAGUAUUUUAUUCAAGAUUGUCAUAUCAGAUUAGUACUUUAAAUUGCUGCCCCUACGACACACAGUAUCCCCGUUUUUGGUACAGCUACAUAUUUUCAGUUAAAAUGAUUCAUGUGAAUUGUAGUUAACAAGUUUGAAGUCUGUGGUCAGAGCAUAGCCACAGACAGGAAUCAUACUUCUUACAUAAAAGAACCUAUUUUCAAUGAACAGAAAAUCUAAACUUUGAAGUGAUUACCCCUAUGGCAUAACAGCAGUCAUUGUUUGCUUACAACAAAUAAUGUCUGCCCUGUUGAUUGUCAGUGGAGUGGCGGUCCACACCAGCAACAAUACUUCUUUGUUCGAUAAUAUUUGGAGACUUUGCUGUGCCCUAUAGGAUUCAUAAAAAAAACUCAAAUUAGGUACAGGUGGGAAGUUAGGCAAAUGAGGGAGUGCACAAUACAACACAUUGUACCUAGGCUGUGUCUGACUCCUGUGUUGAAUGACAAAGGAGCCUUGCCUCUUGGGUUCAUUUGAGUGGAACUUCCCAUGACUGUGUUGAUCACGACAGAGCCGUGUGCUGCGUUUGCCUUCUUCUGACUGCAGCAGCUGAGUUCAGCAUGUUUAUAAAAAGCCGUCCCAAUAACUUCUUUUACAGAAUUUAUAAAACCUGCCUGUAUGUAUAGAUUCUUUCUGUUGUCUUGGUUACAAAUGAGAGGGUACUAUUGAAAUCUGAUCUGUUGCAUUGACAGAUGCUCCCCCCUCUAACUUCCUGAGUCAAUAUUCGAAGUCAAUGAACAUACAAACAAAAGAAAUGCUGUAGCUAUUUAUAGUUUAUGAGAAGUUAUUAACUGCUCACUCAGACCCUAAACCCUUAAAUGAUACCAGACAUUGUAUUCAACAUGCUGUGGAAUCCAUGUUUAAUGCUGACAUGAGAUAAUCAUAAAUAUAGAUGAUAUAUCUUCCUUUAGCUGUACCACACCUUGCUAACAUCCUCUUUCGCUGUAGUUCCCUCCGAGUAGUAAUCAACUUGUUUAGAAUCAUGGAAAUAAUUCUGAAUUUGAUUAUUAAGUUGAAAGUGAAGUUUUUGCUCAAGUAGAUCUAGCUGACCUGACUUCACCCAGGGGCGUAUGAGGCCCUUUGAAGCACUCAUCAUCUUGGCUUUUGGUGUAAACAACUACCAUUAUUAACCAAGAGGAUGUCACUGGAAAGUAGUUGGGAGCUGCUAAGUUAUCACCAAAGAGUAGCGCUAACUUUGCUAUCAAGUUUUGCAUUGGUAUGUCAUGAGAUAUUUUUCCAACAAAGUAUACUCCUUUGAGUGUCUGUCAGUGUAAGGAAACCUGGAUCAAUUGACAAAUUAGCAUUCUGCUGUAUAGGAAAAAAACUUGAACUCAUUAGACUAUAACAAAGAUGUCAACAGAAAAAUCUCAACUGAAAUGAUAAAUCAAUAUCAAAGAACAGUACUGGAAUAUCUUAAAUACUUCUGUUGUGCAGUCUCUGAAUGAAAGCUGGUCAAGGUUGGUCAUUGGACCAUACGAAUGAUGCCUAAUCCUCGCGAGUGUGUUACUCUAGGUUUGGGUAGGCAGCUUAUGGCCCCAUCAGGGUGUGUUAAAUCUGAGCUGAAACAGGAGAAGCACUGGACCCCAGCCAGCUGUUGCUUUCUUGCACCGAUCGCUCUUUAACACCAGACUCAGAACAUCGACACCUUUUGAUCACUGAGACUACACACACCACACACACACACGAACCUCAAGCUUCCCCAUUUGUGUUUUCGUUGGCGUCAUUAGUGUCCAUAUGAGGGCUGCUGAGUGGAGAUGCACCAUGUUGACAUUUGAGUCGCUCAGUCUGAGAUAGGAUGAGUCACAUUGCCAGUUGGAUAUUGUGAAAUGGUUUACUGGGAGUCAAGCGAAGGUCAGGGUCUAUUCUUGGCCUUAUGCAUAAUGCUAGGCCUGUUCUACUAGGCGUGUCACACAUAAGUGUACAUAUGCACCCGUUGAAAGUCAUUCAGGCUUUCUGAAUAAUAAAGAGCACAGAUGCUUAUUCAUGUUUAUGGCACCAUCCCAGUGUGUGCUGUACAUCAUAAGAUGGUGAUAAUAAGGUCCAAAGGUACUCUCCUCCUCUUCAGUCCCACUGCAGUGUAGCAUCACGUGUCGAGUAACUUAUCACAACUGGAUAUGUGCAAUCAGUAUUGGUGGACUGUUGGACUAAUUACAUAGUCAAUAACCUGUAAAUCAUUCUGAUCAUAAAUCGAUUGAUUGGUCUGUAUGGUUUGUUAUGAAGGGUCACUGUUGAUCAGGGAUUGUCUAACCCUGCGAUGAAAUCCUUAGUCAUCUGUUUGGUUCCCAACCAAAACACAUUCACUUUCCUGUUGAAAAGGAGUAGUGAAAGCAAAAAUGUUUGUGUUUAAGCCACAGAAAUCGUCCAGUGUUGACGUUUCUGUUGGGAAAAAGUGAGCUGCAUUCCCCGGUGCAACCAAUAUACCAGUAUAAAAGUCAGAUAAAGGUAAUUUAUUGUUCUGUGGUAUUAUACCCAGAAGAUUGCGCUUAAAAAAAGCAAGAGACCCCUUUGCUACACAGAGCAAAAGUGCCAGUUUUAAUGGAGAGACUCUAAUUUACGACAACAUGUGACUUGUUAGGGGAGGGGAUCCAAGUCUCUGCAGAUUUGUUGCAGGCAGUAGGUCUGUCUGUACUUCACAACUAUCACCACUACUGUGUUGAAAGGGUGGUUACAAGGCGGAACCUGAGAGAGCCACACAUCUGUAUAGAAAUCGCACAUUGCUAAAUGCAAUGGAGUCCUCAUGUAGGAGGGUACUUUAAACCUAUUUCCUAUUGAAGCCCCUCAACAACAGUCAGUGUCUUAUUUACCACUGGGACUUUCUGUAAAUGUCAGAUUUUGCACUACAUGGUAGCAGAAGGGAAAGAGCCAAAUGCUAUUUUUCAAAGCACAAAUUGAUUUACUGCAAGUGAAAUCACAGAUUCUGGUGAAAAACUCCAUCUGUAGUUGACUGAAACAUCUCAAACAAACUUUCCCUCUAGAGUACUUAACACACAGAGAAAUGUGAUAUGUUAAAGAGAAUGAGUGUAGUGUGAGACUUUUCGAGACUUCAAAUGACAGGUGUCUAAAAUUAGUUUUCUUCUUCCUCCUCAUUUGGUGGUCAUUACUGAAUUCAUUCAGUGAGGUCAAGUCUGAUCUUGCUCAUCAGUGUUGGAGCAGAGAUCAGAUUUAGCCUGGAUGACAUCAUAUGCAGAGUUGGUUAAUCCCGGGGAGAGGACACAGUGUGGAUGAAGCGAGCCAUCAGCUCCACACAGCGUCUAUCACAGGUUAACAUGCAGGACCCAUCACGUAAUCAGGGAUGACAUAAUCAUAUGUUUGCUUCAAGAGUUUUCACUCCAAGAGGGAUCCUUGAUAUGGCAUGUCGCCUCUCAUCUUGCAGUCAUCCCAUGGUAGCUGUAGCUACAGGAUUUGAUCGGACUAGGGCUGUAUUUACUUCAGCACUCUUACAAACAAAUCUGUCCACUUUUUAGUGUUGUGCUACUGUUAGUGUAAUUUAGAAAUUAUUUUCUCAUAUUUGAAUUAAAGAUGAACCCAUCUUUUCACCGAUGUUGCCAUUUCCCCCCUUUUGUGACUUCAGUCAUUGCUGCUGAUAUCUAAAAAACCCAAAUUGUAGACUUAAACCAUCUUUAAGACUGCUUUUCUUUUAAUCAUAGUCAAGCAUGACUUAUAGCAUAUCCAGCUAUGUAACCCUGUAGCUGAGGUUCAAUGCGGGUUAACGAACUUGCCAAACUGUUACUGGAGCACAGAGUUUAAAGGGUUGGGACUAUAGCGGAGAGAAAUACGACAGCAAACAUCCCAACGGAGGUAACCCCAGCAUGGUGGCAGACUGCCUCUGUGCAUUGAUAGUCUUUUUAAUCCUUCAGUGGUGAGUGUAAUGGCUCGGAUUAAGGUGAGGUAAUGUUCACCGGCUGAAUAAGCAAGAAAAAAAGUCAUGCUAUCAUAAUACAAAAGAUGAUUUAAAAAAUAAAUUAAUAAACAAGGGGGUCUUUUGAAGGUGCAUUUCAAAUGUUCUGGUCUCAAGCACAGACUAAGGCUGCACGAUAUUGGAAAAAAAUAAUAUUGCGAUUUUUUCAACCCUGCGAUAUAUAUUGCGAUAUUAAAAAUACAGUAUUUUCACCAGAUGACCUGAAUAGCACUUAAUGUUAUGCUGCACUGCUGAAAUCUUGAGGACAGUUAAUCUGCUCUGAUCUUACCUCUUUUUGUGAAUGUUAGUAGAACAGCUUUUGUCUGUCUCAGAGAUAUUUUUAGCUUUUAUUGUGCUGGGACGUUAUUGUGGCAACAGAUGAACACAGAAGACGUGUUUUGGUCGACAUCAUCCUUCUUUUAACCGAAAUAAUUCCAGAUAACCGACUUUCCUUUUCUUUUUGGCAACAAAUCUUCAUUUUCGGUGGUUUUCGCUUGUUCGUUGCUCAUUUUGCGAUCGUUGUUGUUGUUGUUAGCGGUGUUGUGCCGAGAAACGCAUGUCCUCCGAGAAUUGCAUGCACCUCGCAAAACGCGCACUGCUUAUAGUAGAGUGGUCCAUGGAAAUGUACAAUUUAAAACCCAUACAGUUCUUAUUUGUUGGGCUUAAUAGUCAUGAGUAAAGUUCCCAAAGUAAUUCUCAGCGGACACACGUCUCCCUCCAUGUGCAGAACAUGUGCAGGGGUGGGUUUUCUCCUCCCUGAUUUUGAUUGACAGCUGGCAGGGUAGUCUGAUUGGCAACUGAGAAGUGAGUCUGAUUGGCAACUGAGUUAAGGACGAAGAUGAUUGGUGGAUCGCUGCACAGCACAUGCAGAGUCACAUGCAGUGUAUCUCAGUCGGUUACCCUUGAAAUUAAAUGAGUUCAUUCACCUCCAAUAUCGCAGGCUCUGCGAUGUGACUAUCGCACACACGUACAUCGCGAUGACGAUAGUCAAACGAUAUAUCGUUCAGGCCUAGCACAGACCCAUGCUACAAUGGCAGUUUGUUUUCUGACAGCGAAACACAGCUGCAGGAUGGAACAGCUGAGGUGGAGUGGUCACUGUAGCAGCAGGUCAGACAGAGAAGGGCCCUUCUGGCCGAAGGGUCAGCUGGCCCGGACACAGGCCAGCACUCUGCAUGACAACACAUGGGUUAACCAAAACUUUCACUAUAGCUAGGCAGUGCAAACAGGUGAAAGUAACCAGAAUGCACCUUUUACUUUAAGAUGUAUACAAAUAAAAAAGCAGAUAUUAAAGUUAUAAUAUUACAAAUUGCAUAUAUUUGACCAAGAGAGACCCCUAAUGAAUUAAUUUUCCACAAAAAGGCUCCUAUUAUGGGAGCGUGUCUGCACAGGGGGAGGAUCAAACAUUAUCUGAUAAAGGCAGAAGCUGAGAAAAAUCCUCAUCAUAUGCAAAGUUGUUACAUCAGACAUUUGCAGCUUGGCCUUCGUCGUUUACACAGCCAUAGCUUAUCCCAUCUGCUGGGAGUAGAGAUGACUCUUAAGUACGUAAAGCUGCCAUAAGCCUCUGUUUCCUAUUGUAAGCUGUUUUAAAGGGUCCUGUGGUUGGGUGCCAUCUGUUUUCACUCAUUAUUUAUAUAUUUUAUGUUUUCUUUCUCCUCUCCUCCCUGGCAUGGCCUGACUUGUGUGAGAUGUGCUUGCUGUCCGUGCUCAUGUGGGAGGUGGAUGACGAUACAGCAGUUCCCAGAUCUGCCUCCCAGACUGGUCACGUGUCGUCCUCCUACAGGCCUCCACUCCUCUGUGCUGCCUCCUGUCUUUCAUUCUCAGUUUUAUAGCCCCUGGCAUGCACAUUUGUUCUUACUUCUCUGGUACUCUUCCUUGUUGGCAUCAUGUUGCAGCAGGAUGCUGACCUUUUUCUCUCCGCAGAUGAUUAAAAAAACAUGUAUGUAGUGUCUGCGAGAGCUCCCAUUGCCUUUGAGGGAAUAUAUUACUCCUAGCUUCAAACUUCUCAUGUUUGAAUCACAUCACAACAGAACAUUGUUCUUGUUAUCUCAUGGAUUGGAUCAAGUCAUGCACAGUCUCUUGUCAGUUAUCAAACAUAAUCUCUUGUGCGAGGUUGUAAGCUCUUUUUCUGUUCACAGUUAUGCUUUUAUUUAAAGCAGCUACUUGACAAAAAUACUGAGUGUGAAGAGGGUAUUGUAUAAUUUUUGUUUUUCUAGCGAUAUCCUCUUUUUCUCAACAUGUCUUGUGCCUCAUGAGGAAACACUCACAGUUGUGUCACCACAUGUUGUUUUGAAGACUACAUGGACCUCUCUCAUACCACGGAAAAAACCUGGCAGAUAAUCUUUUGAGAAAAUCAAGAAAGAAGGAAUCGAGUUCACAAUUUACCCAGUUCACGUUUGCCCAACCAGCUUUUGCCAACCUUAGAUUGAACCUUUAGUGAAACCUCAGAUCACAGCAUUUGAAACUUCGAGACGCCAUCAGAAAAGAGUGGAAAGUCCCUCGUUGUGGUACAGAGCUUGUAGCUCUCACUCCCACAUGCUAUCAGGGAACUAGAGGAGAAAAUGCUCCUGAUUUGAUAAAGGCCUGAUGGAGAGAAUGUUGAGGCUUAACAGCUUUCACUUUAUAUAAUUUAAAAUAGAAGUGCUUUGGAAUUUGAUGCACAUGGAAAACAACUUUAAAGAUUAAACCUCUCUCCUAGCACCUCUCCUCUAGAACUAGUUGUUGAUUUUAAUAUGUUAUCACUCAUAUGCUGAAUUUUUAAGUUAAUUCUAAUAACCUACAACUUUUCCCACUAAAUAAGAGAACAUCUGAGCUAAUUUUGUGAAUUUUGAAAACAAAUGUUCAAAGAGGGGGCUGCAAACCUCUGUCGUGGUGAAGGCUUUAGCACAGGCUGUGAUGUAGCUAUUGAAGAUUAAGUUGAAGAAUUAGGUUGUGUGUGUGUGUGUUUGUUUCAUCCUCUUCAUGAUUGCCUAUAAUGCUCUUGUCAUCAUGAGAGUGGCGUUAAUCAGAUUACAUUUUAGGUUGUAAAGCUGGGACUAGCGAUAUAAUGAACAGUAUGUUUUAGCAGGUCAAUUAUCACCCAUGUCAUCACAAAAGCCUGCUGUUCACCAGCUGGAGCGGCUUUUUAUCCUCUCAUAUCCUACAACUCUGACCCCAGAACUCAUUUAAGUUCUAUUAGGCUAUUAAGAUAAGAAAAAGCAUUGUGCUGCAGUUAUUUGAGUUAAUUGCAGAGGGAGGUUAUCAUAUUAAAGUUGUAUCAAGGUUGUCACUCAAAAUUUGCUUUGUACUCUUGGAGUGAAGCUCCUAACUCGGUUCGUUUUGCUUGAAAUUAGUCUUUCAUUUCUCUUUAAUUGUCCAGGAACUGUGCAAGUAGUGAUAUAUCACAAUAUUCUGUUUUUCCCUCUGAGAAAAGUAUAACAUGAAAAACUUGAACCUUCACAUCCAGCUGAUUUGUGAUCUGUGAUGUUUACUCCUUUUUUUUGCUCUCCUCUUUUUCAGGAACCCAUAAAGUCGAGGGCACCACAGCUCCAUUUGGAAUAUAGAUUUUACAAACAGUUGGGAAACUCAGGUAAGAGACGUGCAGACUGAAGGUUAUUGUUCUCUGACUGACAGCAUCACGCAAUAACACAACACCUUUAUUAUGACCAAGUAACUCCAGAAGAAUGACAGGAACCCUCCAACACAAGUUCUAAGAUGUCAUAAUAAAAGAAAUCAAAUCAAAGCAUCACAGACUCUUUUCUUAAAAACCUAUUACUAAUUCAGUUGAAGCAUGUUUCCCACGCUCUUGAGCUAAUAUGCACCUACUUAAGGCCAGUCAUCUGUGUGUAGAAACAUGGCUUAAAUACCGAUACAAUCCAAGAAAUAGCAUAGUAAAAAAGGAAAGAAAAAAACACACCUUGGGCUUUGCAAUGAUUAAGAUUUGAUGUCAUAUCUAAGGCAGAGUUCAGCAGCUUACAGUGGCCCCAUUUAGUCUCAGAACUCUCUAGAACUCGCAAGGGUACAGGAGGAGGUUAUCAAGAACAAUGGCAGCAAGAAAAAGGAGCAAGUUGUGGGCAACAAAGAUAAAUCCCCUUAAAUGGUUGACAGUGUUUAUGUAGUACUUGCUUAUUAACUGAGUGAAAAUGCAUCACUUUUUGGAUUGAAAGCUGUGUACAGUGAGGCAAUAAAUUUGACCCUGUUUUUUCGCCUUUGUGUGAAAUUGGACUUGAAUAAAAGCUGAAUUCAGGCUAUAUAUGCCAGAUCUGCACUUGAGUUGUGUUGCAGCUAUUGUUCAAUGUGCUUCUCAAGUUUUAUAAGUACAAAUAAGAUUUACAUUCCUCUGUAUUUAUCCAAUUAGCAGAGAUUGCGUUCAUUAAAUUUACAAAUCGAUUUAGGAAAAUAAAGGUUCUGUUUGUGGAGACUGCUGUUUGUGGUAGUUUGAAUAGAAGGCAUAAAGGAGAGGAGAGAGCACAUCUUUCAGUGUAGCUGCAGUAGAGUGGACAUGUAACAUCAGGAGGAUGGACACAUGAAUACUACAUCAACAGACACUUCCAUUCUACUUAAGGCCAAAUUUCACAGUGGGUUUGUUUAUCUCUCUGCACCCCCCGGGGGAUACUGGCUGUUAUAAAAGCCCGCAUCUGCUUUUCCAGUCCCACCUCUGCAUUACCCAAAGUCUGUCCUCUCCUACAGCACUGUCCAGAAACAUGUAAAUGUGUGUGUUACAUAGCUGUAGCUCUAGGGGAGCGGCUCUUUGAUCUGACCUGGCUGGUUGCAGAGGGUGAGAAAGGAGGCAGGGAAUGGGCCUGGGUUUUAUUUCAUCAUACAGCACUGACUGACUGGCUGGUUUUGGAAAUAUUUGCCUGUUUUGUUAGUGUAAGAUUUUCUAGAUGCAUAUGUUGAUUUAGCUUUCUCACAGACCUUGUGUGCAGUCUUUAAUCCAUAAACCAUAUGCCAACACGCCACUAAAACCUAGUCAAACUAACAAAAACUAAAGCUGCACCAAAGAGGUUUUCGCAGUCUCUGGCGCCUCCUGCUCUGCCAGUUUCUGCUCUAUAUCCUCUGUUGAUUUUGAUCCCAUAGCUCCUUUUUUAUUCUUUCACCUAGACCAGGUCCUUUUAAACUGUGUAAAUGCAGAAACCAGGUCCCAGUUGACACUGUAGUACAUAAUUUAGCACAAAGGAGGCUCACUGAGUCAAUUAAAGCGUGACCCCUCCCUCAAAUCUGCAACAGCGUAUUUUAAAAAUGCAACACAGGAAGAUCUGUGAGUGUAGGAUGCAUGGACGAGUGUAUAUGUUAGAAAUGGAGGGUGGGGUAGCUGGGGAGACUGCCUGCUGCUCAGUGUAGCAUGGACAGCUACAUAGAGCUGGGCGUCAGAGCCAACCAGCCAUGAGAAGCUGCUGUCAGAAUGUGCAUUUCUGGGCUCAGAUACAGAGAUGAGUGAAGCUUUGGCAGCCAGUAGAAGUUCAUUUGUGAUACUUUGAAAGAGUAACCCUGUUGGUUAUGUGUGUUUAAGCCAGGUCAGGAGUUAUAAUUUCCAAGGUGUGCCUCCUAGGUCUUUAAACAUCUGAAUGUUUUAAAGCUGUCAUUGGCCAGAAAAGGCAGAUUCUCACUCAUUUUAGUGUUCUUUAUGGAACAAUUAUUAUGGGAGAGGUUUGGGUGAACAUAUUGACGUGUAUGAUUCACUGUGUUACCUACAAGGCGAUGGCUGUGGAAUAAUACAGACCUCCAAACUCUGAUUUUCAUGGGGAACUAUGUACAGCUGGAUUUGUCAUUCCAAGAAUAGAGUUCGAGUCUUGCCGGGGUCCAUCAUCAUCUGGCGAGUGUGUAUUCCUUGGUCUAAUUUAGUGAUAUGUGUCAACUUCCUGGCUCCUUGUGCCAGAGCAGAAGCCCUAUACUGUUAAUAAGGAGGUGGGGUUUAGGGCAAAGCUUGACUAUUUAUAGCUGGCCCUCCACAAGCAGUAAGGCAACUAUGGUGUGUCUGCUUGGAAAGCUUCCCCAUGCCAAAGGAUCCACUGCCGCUUUGAUUGAUGACUGCAGGCUGCAAGGGAACUCUCUAAUAUGCACUGCUUACAGAGUGUGGCCUGUUUUUCUCAGGGUUUCUCAUGCUUUAAUCGUUCACUCUAAUCUGUGAGUUGAUGUCAAUUUAAGAGUAACAGUGACUGUAAUCUUUUGUACCAUCAUUUCAAGUUAUUGCCUUGGUUAUUUUCAGGGUUGCAGGAUAUUAUUGACAUAAUAUUGGCAUCGGUAGAUAAAAGCCUCUUAAUUUGAGUAUUGGUAUUUGCAGAGAUGAAAAUGUCUUCUGACAUGUACUGCUCAUAAGGGGACAUGUUGAUUCUGAGCAGCAGUAACAACUUUUGCACGCCAACAACAAGUUUCAACAUGUCGGCUAUAAGGAAGUAUUUUGAUGUGUAGGAGACAGGCGUUGAGACAGCUCUUUGCUGUGCUUGUAAAGCAUAGGUGAUAGGAUAAGGAGCAAAACAACACCUCUUUAACAAUUCGCCAAUUUAAUCGUUGAACCCUCAUCCUUGAGCUCCAUGAUUUUCUGAAAGUGCAAAAAAGUCAUUAGCUUCUACAGUCACGCGACAAAGCUAAAGAAGUACAGUGAGGUCCACUCAAAGGUACUGGAGCUUAACAUGAGAAUAAUUUAAUUCAUUUCUCUUGAUAACCAGCCUUUUAGCAUAGUGGAAGAUAAGGGCCUCUCCAUGUUAAUGAUGUGCUUUGAUCGGUAUCGGUAUCAGUAUUGCAAUAGGAGUUUGAAACUACAGACAGAUUGGAUGUCAAAAAUCCUGCAUCCCUGGUUAUUGUCUCUUGCAUGAUAAUCUCAUUAUGGUCAUCCUGUCUGACUCUGAGACUUCUGCUGCCCCACUCUUAUUGACUCAGGUCGUCUGUGGGGUAUGUGACGAUGACUGUUUACAAUAUAAAAGACAAUUGUAACCAAAUUAUGUUUGUAAAUUGUGAAUUUUUCAUGUGCAGUCCCUCAAAAAAAUAGAUCCUGACAAAGAUCAUGAUGUACUCAAAUCAAGAAGUGCUACUCGAGCACGAUUUGGUGCAUUUAAUUCCCCUCUCUCUCUCCCCACGUUUUCGGUCUCUCUCAGGCUGUCCUCCAGUGAAAAGUAAAAAAAACACAACGUUGUUCUUGUACAGAAGUGUAUACGUGUCAUUGACAAUGAGGCCCAUUUGUUUGGCUGAUGACAACAUUUUGACAUCAGGAACUGUUGAACAGUUGGUGUGACGUCACGUUAUUAUCAGAGGAUGACCAACAGACCAUGUUUGUGUAAGGACACAGAUAAUGAGUGUUUUAUCUUCUUCCCACUCACAAAAAAAAGCUCUGAAGUAUAAUGAGCAGAAAUCAUGCCAAGAAAGGACGCUCUACUCUUUUAAAGACACGCAGUCAUUUCAGUGUCAGAUAUUGUCCGUUGGCAGAGAAGCAGAAACUUUGAGCAGUUUGACUCAUCACUGAACCAUGGAGCUACAACAACACGACUCGGCUACGGAGAGAGGUCCUGGUUCCAGCCGAUGACUGGCUGCUAUAUGAUGAUGUGACAGGAAAGGUUCACUUCACUGUCUAGCAUGGGUGGAGUCAAGGCGACAGAUUAAAUGUACUUAUGUUGUCAACCCUGCUAAAUGGACACAUGUGACCCUGAUUGUCCAGGGCAACGCGAGAGCCUCAAAUAUGUCGCAGCAUGGACUAGUCAGCGCUUUGCGCCCAGGAGGAGAGGAGGAGCUUAUCUGCACACUGUUAAUUCUCUCCUGUCCUGGGCACAUCCCAGCUGUUGGGAAUUCUGCCUCACAGCAAUUUACAGCAGUGUUGUUAUUGUUGUCCUUCUUCAUGGUUAACACAGAGUCAAUUGACAUAAAUGGUGGUAAAUAUAAUUUACUGAUGAUCACUCAGCUGGGGUGGUUCUUCCCAACUACAGAGCUUGUUGCCUCUUUAACAGUCAUGGUUUGUUUGUGGUCAGGUGAGUGGCUUCACCAGGAAUACACAGAUUUGAUCUCAAGGAUUAUUAGAGAUGGCAGGGAUUAUCCAUCAUCUUCUUUGAACCCUGGCCUUGAUAAAUAACCCUUAAAAUUAGGGCCCGACCAAUAUGGAUUUUUUUGGGGCAGAUGCCGAUACUGAUUAUUAGGGGGAGGGAAUCAUAAAUCAGUCCAUACUUAAAAUCCCAACAAAUGUAAAAAAUCUGAACGACCCCAUACAUGAGAACAAGUAACAGGUAGUAGAGUCCCAACUCUCCAAACUAGAAAUCUUGUUGAAUCUCAUGACUUUAGAGAAACAUCGUGGGAAACAAGGUGGUUGUUAAGCCAAACAUCGCUUACAUCGUUUGCACUGCAGCAGCACUGUGAGAUGUACAUGUAAACACACAAUUACUCUCCAGAAUGUCCUUUCCACUCAUUUGUCAUUUGUGGACUCUGUGGAGGUUUACUCACUCCCAGCAUCAUCUGAAGGCAGAAACAGUUGUCACAGUGUAAGACUCUGUCCUCAUGCCAGCCUUUUUAAAAUCAGCUUUACUGCAAUCAAUGACAAUAACACAGCGGUUCAUUUACAUACAGACACAUAUCCCAGGGGUGGAGAGAGGAGUGAGGCAAGGCAAGGUUAUUUAUACAGCACAUUUCAGUGACAAGGCCAUUCAGAGUGCUAAGAGUAAAGAUGAAGAGAAUGAGAUAGAAAGUAAAUCGAAAUACAUGGAAGAGAAAAAUCUAACAAUCAGUGGUUUGGAUUAAGUUGUAAAAAGAUCACAGCAUGUCUAUGGCAGCAUCUAUUUGACAAUAAGCAGGGGAGACUGGCCCACUGUGGGGGAAAAUCUGCUCAAUUUCAGGAGCAGAGUUUCUGAAACUUUCAAGAAAAUGUCUCAAGUGUGUUAACAGUCAGAGCUGUCGUCAGCUUGACUACUGGAUUUCCCAGGACACUUGUGUUGUUACCAGAAAUAACCAAGUUGGUUCUCUCUUUCUGAUGUCCAUCGGACUUCACGCUUCCCAUUAACUGUCGCCACGGCUGUGUUUGUCGUGCUUCCUCCUUCAGUAGGCUUGCUUCUCGAUUAGCUAUCAUUCCACUCCAUGUGACAACUCUCUCAGUGUGCGCUCUGUCAGUGGAAUUCUGCCCACACAACAGGAUGUCUGAAUUUAACUAUCAAACCUGUUCAGCAUCUAUGUUUACAAACUGGUACAGCACCCAUUAUCUUCUAAGCAUACGAGGAAGUAAAAUCACUCCCAACAUACCUGGCACUUCAAGAAGAUCUGACAUGAUCUUUUGAACCAUCAGAAACUGGCCUUGAAUAGAAAACAUGAAGAGCUGCAUAUAUAUCUGGUCAUGUUUAGGAACUAACUAACUAAAUAAAAUAAACAAGUAUUGCUGUCUUAUUUCUCCCCCACACACUCUCGUCUCCAGCCCUGUGGUGUCUUGUGGGAUUGAUUUGCUUGUGAGUUGCGUUGCAUUUGUAGCUCUAGGCUUAGCCUGUGCAUGCCCGAGUGCUGAUCACGUUUCAGCCGAGUGAGAACAUCUCCAGAGCCCUAAUGGAAGCCACUUCUCCUCCUCCUCCUCCUCCUCUCUAUACACUACACUCAAUACAUAAUUUCAGUCUUUAAUGUGUAUUCCUUUUCCUCUCCCUCCUGUCUCAAUACUUCUCCUCUCUCCUCCAGCCGUCUCCUCUGUGGCCCUUAACUCUGACAUUUCACUGUGGGGAAACAUUGUCUUCAGCUGCCAUGAUGCAGCCUUCCCCUCUCUCAGUGUCGCCUGGGAAGGUCUGCCAGCACAUACAAUAGGUCGGAUUGUCUGAAAUUGUCAAGACAGCAGGGGUCGGAGCACCACCGCCAUUGGCCCUCAGUGAAAGCUGGAGCACGUCGCAUAAUGCUGAGCAGACUGUGACUUACGAUGACUUUAUGAAACAGUCGGAACUUUGAGGCUUUUUCAGAAGCAGACACUGGGUCAUUUGACAAGUUAGAAUAAAACCAUAAGCAGUGAAAUAUCCUAUCAGGGAAACAUGAAUAAUGUAAGAGGAAACUUUUCGACAUUUUGGUGUUAAACUUUAGCCUGUAGCUGUUGAAGAAGAUCCAAAUGCUGUCUGACUUAAACACUCAUCCGUAUUAGUGCUUCAUUACCCCAGUUUGUUAAAGGUCUUGCUGACGACUUUCUGCUACACUGAGGAGUAAAGGUCUUUACACACCGGGACUGACGCAAAUAUACAACGCAAAAUUACGAAAUAUUCAGAGUCGAUUUUUUACGCAACAUACUAUACAUAUCAAGCGCGAUGCAAGACGAAUGUGCGUUUAUUUUGACGAGACUCGAUGAAAAUGUUAGUGGUGGAUGAUGAACAGAGUUGCAAAAUUCAUGAGCAUUUCGUCAGUCAACAAUAAACAUAUAUUCUGCAGUGUUGUUUUUGUUGACGAUGACGUUGACGAAAUAUUUUCAUCAACAUUAUCGCCAACGAAAACAACACUGGUAUGUUGAAUCUGAACAGGUUAGCUUAUGAGCUAAAGUUACUUAGCACAGAUAAAAGUUAAAACAAAGACGUUUAGCAAACUGUUAAAGCACACAAACCAUCGUCAUAUGAGAAAUCCGACGCUAUGACUCUCCACAAGUUGUUAUCUUUGUAAUGUGUCUGUUUUUUAAAAUUUUUUUAUCAUAAAGCACUCUGUUCUUCGACACGUAAACAAUCAGCCGGUUGGCCAUGUUUGAUAUACCGGUGAAUCUGACAUCGCAACAACACGCAAUCUGAUUGCAGAAUUGGACACACAGUAUGCAAAACUUUAGAAAAUUCAACCGUGAAACGAAAAAAAUAAAUGCAGCAAUAUCGCAGGACGGGAAAACGUUGCUGAUGUGAAUGCUUGUAUUGACAGGAUACGGGUUCGAAAAGAAAAAUUGACGUCCGAAAUAAUCAAAUGAAAAAAACGGUGUGAAAGGACCUUAACUUUGCCUCUUUUGUUUGGACCUUGUUGUCAGUCCAAUAACUCAUUUCAUAUGCUAUAGUUUUGUUCUACAGUAUUGUUUCCAUCCCUCCACAGCAGCUGCACUCUUUGCUUGUGUCCAGCAGCAGAAGACUAGAAUACACAGUGUGCUCUUCUCCUCUUGUGAUGACUCUGCUUUGAAUGCCCUCUAGAUUUGGGCCAAGCUUUGAUGAGUCAGCCUCCCAGUGAUCUCUUGUCACUGCCUCAUCUGUCAUUGGCAUUAUUACCAGAUAAAAAGCAGACUAAAGAACAGACAGGUGUGCACAUGUGUUUCGGUUUACACCCCUGGAUGCUCACUGUCUGGGGGGAAAAAAGUGGGUUCAAGAGGUGAGUUCAACAAUAAAGCAGCUAGCACUUGUUAUCUUUGUCCCAUUUUCCCUUUAUAGCUUCACCUUACCAUCUUUGUCCAUGUGACUGUCUAUCUACCAGUUAACAUAUAACAUCAGUGCUGCUGCGCCUGUUGCGGCUGUAGCUCUCUGGAAGAUGGCUGACAUGUAGAGAGUCGGCAGUGGGUGGCCUUUGGCACUACGGAAAGGUUCAAAGGUCGAUGGGUGGCCGCCUGGUCAGAGAACACUGCUGCUUUGAAUCAUGGGAGAAGCGCUAGUCUACAACUUUUCUGACAGCGGAUAUAAAGUGAAUAGAUGUUCGAGCAAAGGCAGUGCACUAGAUUUAUAAAUAGGGCCGGGUACUCUGUGUCUGGGAUUAUCAAAUAAAUAAAAAGUUAGUCACAAAGGAAAUAGUGAUGUGGAUACUUUUAUGGCACCAAUCUAAUUCUUCAAGUCAACUAUCUAAAAAAUGCUUUGUCAUUGGGUCCAAAUUUUCAAAGGGCAAACUUUAUCAGAGAUUGCGAGCCAGUUAACCUGCAGCGUGCUUGUACUGAGCUCAAAUAAAUCCUGUGAUUUACCGUCUGAAGUUACAUGAGAUGGAAAAACAGAUCUGAACCCAGAGGCAGGGUUUGUUGGUGUUUUGUUUUGUUGACCUGUGUUUCUGCUGCUGCUGCUGCUGCUGCUCAAGUCAAGGAUGUCUGAUACACUGCACACAUUAAACCUCGAAGUGAGCUGUGUUUUCUCACUGGGCUCAGAUAAUUUGUUGACAAGUGUAAUUUCUUUUGGACCAAAAAGUAAAUAGUAACAGUAAAAGUAAAUAAUAGCUGAAGUUAAAAGAUAUUUGGAUGAUUUGGUCUGAGAUACUAAUAAAAAGAGAGUCUGGUGAAUUGCCCAAAGCCUCCUGGGAAAACCCUGCUGGCUUCCCUUUUGUCCAGAACUUAAAAGAUUAUAAUAAACAGUUUUAUGUUUGUUUCCCAAGAAUCAGCUUUAGUGAAAAACCAAGCUUUGUGGUUUUUUGAACAGAUUCAUCUAAAAUUAGUUGAUCAGGACAACAAAGGACAGCAAUCCCUGCUUAAAAAUAAUAGUCAUGUGACCUCUGUUUCUUUUUUUUUUUUUUUUUUUUUUUUUGUGUUCACAUACCAUUUGUGUUCUUUCUUCUAGUAAACUUUUGCAAGUCAUAGGAGAGUAUUUGUGAAAUAUGACGCUGGUCUCUUGCGAGGCUCAGCAGUUUGUUCAGCUGAGACAAAGCUGUAAAGUCUGUUGCCAGCAGACAUUAAGAAAACAGCAGCUUUAGGUCACUGUGAGACUGCUUUUCUUUGGUGGUUUGUAGUGCUAAGUUGAGGAUUAGAUUAUGAAAAAAAAAUCUGAAUUCAACCUGUUUGUGUUGGACGUGUCAGCAUGCUGAUUUCAUGCUGUAAACUCUCCUGAUUUUCUUCCCCCACUAUGGAAACACCGGCACAGAAAGGUAGCACACACAGAGUGGGGUUAAUCCAUCCACAUUCUUUGGAAGUUAUAUACUUCAACACAAACUGGGUGUGGUGGUUUCUAAGAGCAAAAACUAUUUACAGUUGUUGUGAGUGUGCUGCACACCUUAACAGGUGUUUCUCUAAGACACCUUUCCUUGUAAUCCUACUUCAGAGAGAGACUGUGAGCCCUACCUCUUUCUGACAAACCUGUUGAGGGAGGCAAACUGAGAGUUUCCUCACACAAGUUUUGACAACAAACCAGACCGGGUGAAUAUUUAGUUUAAGGCGAUUUUUGUGCUCGUUCUCAAGAAUGUUGUUAUUUUUGAAAAAGACAGAAAAAUGGAAAUCUCAGUAUUUUAUUCUUAGUUUUGGUUCAUGUGACUCACUGAUGACUGGACAGUCAGGUGUGUGGGAAACAAAAGCAGAGAAACAAAGUGCCUACCACAUUAUUGACGUCACACACUGUUGAUUACCUCAGCAGCUUAUUCAUGUUUCCUGGUCAAGCUUUGUGUAUUAAAUACAGUGUUGUAGACCUGAUUCAUUAUUUUAGAUACAACAUCAACUACAAAGGGAAAUGCAUUUGCUGUUUUAUCAACCACUUAUACAUCCCCAGUGCAGAGAGAGUCUGAAAGUCCUAUAUUCAGAGCUCAAAUGGCCUUGGGUAGCAAUUACUGCCUCAGCACCAUGAGAUAUUUUGGACCCAGAACAAUACAGUAGUUAUGUGAGGGGGUAAAAUUUUCAGUUUACUGACGUAGCAGAGGAAAUUUCAAUAUUUUUUUUACUAGAAUGUCAAUGAGCAUUUUCUAAAAAGAGUACACUGAUUUUUUUAUUAUCAUAAUUACACAAAUGUACUAAAAAACUGCUUUUCAAUUGAAGUACAGAUGACUGUCUUCAGCUGUGAUGCUUUACUCUACAUGCUGUCAUCGGUGCUAAGAGGAUGGAUUUUAACUAUUUAAUAACUGGAUCUCUAAAUCACUCAAACUUUUUUCCUGUUUCGUUUAUAGUGGAUAAAAAAGUUUCUGUUUACACAAACCAGCCAUAACAUUAUAAACACUGAGACCAUGUAGUGUGUUUAUACUGUGAUCGUGCCGUUUAUAAGAUAUUGUUACUGACUUAAUAUAUCUGUUUGUGUGUGUGUGCAGAGGGAAUCCCUCAGGUGUACUACUUUGGUCCGUGCGGAAAGUACAACGCCAUGGUGCUGGAGCUUCUGGGGCCCAGUCUAGAGGAUCUGUUUGACCUCUGUGACCGCACCUUCACCCUCAAGACCGUCCUCAUGAUAGCCAUACAGCUGGUAAGACCUGAAGGAUCAGAGCUGCAAUCAUAGAGUGGAUUAAGAUCAACAAUCUUUGUUUAUUUAAGCUCAACAGGAUAUGAAGUGAAGCUUUCAAUAUAUUUUGUACAGUAGAGGUCAUUUGAAUGUGCUGCAAGGAAAAUGACUAAAAUAUCUGGUGUGUGGAUGUCAGGUUAUGUUCAUCCGUAUUCAGUUUUUGCUUGUGUAUUGUUGGAAAGCUAACUGAAUAAAAAGGUAAUUAAAAAUGACGUCAUCUGUUCAUUGUGCUCGUAGAUUACACGGAUGGAGUACGUCCACACCAAGAGUCUGAUAUACAGAGAUGUGAAGCCAGAGAACUUCCUGGUUGGGCGGCCAGGGAGCAAGAGGCAGCACACCAUCCACAUCAUCGACUUUGGUCUGGCCAAAGAGUAUAUAGACCCCGAGACCAAAAAACACAUCCCCUACAGGGAGCACAAGAGUCUGACCGGGACGGCACGCUACAUGAGUAUCAACACACACCUGGGAAAAGGUGAGAAAGAAACCAGGAACCAGACAGAUACUGUGAUGAAUCCUUUGGGUCUAAGUGGAAUUGAAUGAAUAUGUUAAAAAGAAUCAUUACUGACAAGUACACUGAAUUAUGAACAAACUCCUUUUUGUAGCUGCUUUUAAUCAUUGUAAACGCGUACCCUUGGAAAUGAGUGUACCUAAUAUGUUUGUUGAGAUCAGCACAGUGUCUUAAAGCUUGUCAAGAAUCUUUAUCUGCCUUUCAAACAUUUCUCUUGAGAUUUCUCUGAAGUGUAGCUUGAUUUCUGGGAAAUUUGAAGCUUGUAAUCGUUUUGAUGUGAUUUUUUUCCCCUUUUAUGGUGGCAAUAAUCAAUCAUGUUCCAGGAAGUGUUAACAGUCUGCAUGUUUACGUCCGACCAGUCACCUUAAGAGGGCGACCUCACUGAUAACCCUCAUUGAGAACCAAAAUCUGCAGACGGUUGGCUCUCCUUCGGCUUUCUGCUGUGCUGUUAAUCACAGCCUUCUAUUCAGCACUGUACUGUACAUAGAAAUUAUCACUCCCAGGUUAUUGUGUUGUACUGACUACUGCACAGUUGCCUGUUAACCUUGUCAGCCGCUUACAGAAUGAAUUUGUCUCUCACAGGUAAUCUAAUUUCUUUCUCGUUCUGUCGUUCCAGAGCAAAGCAGAAGGGAUGAUUUGGAGGCGCUGGGUCACAUGUUUAUGUACUUCCUCCGAGGCAGCCUCCCCUGGCAGGGCCUGAAGGUACUGAAGCAUAUUGCUCUGCAUCAUCCGUGGUGAUUUAUGUCAGGUUCCUGUAAUCCUUUCAGUGCGUAGUAAGGACAUACCCUCUCAAUACAGUAUCUCUUUCAUACUACAUAUCAUCCUCAUGACCUCAGGGACAGGAACCCUGCUCACAACUCUGUCCUCUUACUCUAAUGACUUUUCAAGGUCUACAAACUGAUAAAUCUGUGUUGUUUGUUGAAUUCGACCUGCUCUGACACUCACACACACUAUUGGCUGCUCAGGAUUCAAAAAGUCUCUGGAGUUUUCAAAAUGAUUCACUCAUCCUUUACAGCAAAACGGCCCAUCUGUCAAUCCCUUAUUCUACACAUUAACAAGCACUAUUUCCUUAACACUGAUCAGCUGUCUGGAUCCUGAAGAUACUUUUGCUGCAUUUGUAAAUCAGUUGACUGGACUCAGUUGAAGAGACUCAAACAUCCAUAGGGAGCUUGGAGUAAAUCCCCUGCUCUUCACGUCACAAGGAGCCAGUUGAAGUGGUUAGUUGAUAAGGAUGCCUCGUCUUAGAGGUGUUCCAGACCCCACUGAGUAGACCAAGAGCUUACUGGGGUGAUGUCUGGGUUGACUUGCUCAGACUGCUACUUCUGUGACCUGACCCAAGUGAAGCAGAAGAAAACGGAUGGAUGAAUGGACUCCACAUAUUAUCAAACAAUCCUUUUGAACCCAAUAGACGAAGCCAGAUAGCAUAACGGACAAACAAUAAAGCGUUUAAAAACGCACCGUUUCAAUACAUUUAAUGGAGUAUUAGACCACAUGCAUGAUGAAGAUCAAAACAAAUGUUUGAACGUUUCGCUCACCUGUAAAGAAGAGACAUCGAGUGUUAGGAGGGCAGGGUAUAGAUGCACACAGUUGCUCGCAGGCUUCAGAAUCAAAGGUGCACAUACAGUAGCGCUGACUACAAGACAAGACACCUCAUCUUAACAUUUGCUGUGUGGGAGGCAGCUCGUGGUGGAUGAAUGUGAGGGGUGUAUGAUUGUGGAGGAUGACGGGUGGCUCAGGCCAGCUCUCACCGACACACAGCAUAACAGUUGGCACCAAAACACAAUGAAGAAGUAUAGAUCUGGAACUAUGGAGUAUAACAGUAAACAAACCUGCAGGAGGGUACUUGGUAAGUGUCGCAGGAUUAGAGGGGGAGAAGCUUUUUUGGUCUGUAGUUGAUACUGGUACUCUCAAGAUGCUGCCUGAACAACACUACAGCGUGAGAACCUGUCCUUAUGAGAUAAUACUUCCUGUCGAAAAAGAGAAGUAAUUGACAGACACCAGCUGACUCCCUAGUGCCACACUGUGGUGUAGAAAUUCGGCUUUAAAGCUGGAGUGAAAGACUCUUAGACAGAAGUUAACCUCUGUUACUUUCAAGCCUUGGGUAAUUAAGUUCUACAUAUCUUGUUAAGCCUAUUAGUUGAUGGUAACGAGUGCUAAAAUACCAGUCAAUCAAAUUUUAUUUAUAUAGCCUCAAAUCAUAUGUGUUAUUGAUGUCAGUUAGGCUGAUGUUCAUUUCUGCAGCAAAAGUCCAGAGGAACCUAAGAGACUCAGGGACACUCAGAAAGAUUUGGUUAGUAACUUUAAUGGGACAUGAGGAUCUGAAGGAGAGAGAGGGACAGACAGGAGCUCAGUGUGCCAGAUCUAAACCUAUAGCAGCAUAACUAAGAGCUGGUUCAAACCUGCCCUAACUAUAAGCUUUAUCAAAGAGGAAAGUUUUAAGUCUAUUCUUGAAAGUUGAGAGGGUGUCUGCCUGCUGAUAGCUGAAAGCUCUACCUCUAAAACAUGAGGAACAUACAACCAGAAUUUUACUGAACACGACAGAUGAACAUGACUUUGCUGUGAACUUCAGUCAAUUUGAGCUGGCUGACAACCAGCAUACAGGUUGCAUCUCUCCCCCUGUUACUUUUUCUAUACCAGAUGUAAACAUGGUAUAGAUGCAUGCUAAAGAAGUUGAAGGUAUUCUAGUCUGUCCUAUUGUAUUUUGUUCUAUUUCUCUUACAACCAGGAGGGGGGAACAAAAGUUUUCUUACUGCAGCUUUAAAUUUGUGAUGCAGAAGGAUCUGUUUUUAAGUGCUGUGGUUUACACAAACGCAGUUUCCUACGUUUUUCGGUGACCUUGUGAAAGUCUAAAGCACCGUGGCAGACAGAGCUGAUUUUCAACAACACAAGCCUUCAGUGUGUCUCGUAAUGACUUGAGCACUUGACUAGCCACAGGAUUUGCAUUCUUUUCUGUGCUUAAUUACACCUGUUGAAUUGUACUGCAAGCAGCUCCAGAUGAACUCAGUUUCUACAUGUAAUAUGUAUUUCUAUGUGUCUCUCAGGCGGACACUUUGAAGGAGAGGUAUCAGAAGAUUGGGGACACCAAACGGGCCACACCCAUUGAAGUGCUUUGUGAAAGCUUCCCUGGUGGGUAGAAAUGAUCUGUUUCCGUUUGUUCCCAGCAUUAAUGAAUCUAACACUCACUAAAUGAUUAUUAUAAAAUAACAAUAUCUCCUCUUUGGUUACAGAAGAGAUGGCCACCUACCUGCGCUAUGUGAGGAGGCUGGACUUCUUUGAGAAGCCUGAUUAUGACUACUUGAGGAAGCUCUUCACCGAUCUGUUCGACAGGAACGGCUACGUCUUUGACUAUGAAUACGACUGGGUCGGCAAAUCACUUGUGAGUACCUCUUACUGAACCCUCUCAUCCUCUUCUGAAAUCAUUUGAUUGAGCCAUCUUGAUAGCAGAUGUUUCAUUUCUCUCACUGGUUUAUUGUCAGUCAACCCUUAUAUAUAAAUAUUUAAAAGACCUUCAAUGUCAUGAUCUAGAAACCCUGUUUCAAGGUCAUGGAGGUAAAUAGAGCUUGGGGAAAGUGAUAAUAUUCUGAGGAAUUCAGAGAUUUAAAUCCACAGAUUUGUGUGAGUGAAUGGAAAAAGUAAUUCUCUGAGAUUGAAGUGAACGUAUAACAAACUAAGGAGAAAUGCAGGGCUUGAGACUGAGACCUUGAUUUCACAAUGUGCGAGUAAGAAUUUCAUCUGGUAGUGCAUAUGUUGUAAUGCUCCCUCUAACACAGGCCCUGUAUUAGAAAUUGUGGUCGAAAGUCACCCUCUUUAUCACUGGCUUAGUCAGGCUCCUCCACCUGCACCCUCUCCUGUUCUGAAGGGAGAGUGCCAUCGCAUCGCACACCAAAGACAAACAGAACUUCACAACAACAAGAGUUUAGUUAUUUUCUCAAAUGAAGCGGUCUAUUGCUGAUUAUUUCUAAAAAAAAAAUAAUGAGGAGAGGGAGGAGGAGGAGGCUGGUGGUGAGGGAGAGCCAGCAAAAGGUGCCAGAUCAGACGGUACUGAUGAUGAAAAGGACAGUGAGACACGGCCGAGCAGCAGGUGAAGAAAAAAAACACUGCUUUCAACGAUUGUGGCGUCCACAGUACCCGUGGUUGCUGAAUGAGGGGAGAGCUAUGUUGUGUGUUUGUCAACAGUGUGGCCCAUCUGUUGCAGGCAACUCUAAGUGAGUAAUCGCUCAACAGAUGAGAAUGAAAUUGUCAUUUAGUUUAAUACAGUCUAUAAAAUAGCCAGAGAGGAACUUCCAUUCACACAAUUCAAAUCACAGAUCGUACUGAUGAAGAAAAAUGAGGGUCUUCUUUUAAAAUGAUAGAAAAGAAAUGAGCUUCUUCUGUCACGGACAAACUUAAUACUCACAGUUAAAUAUUUUGCAAAUGUCAUACCUCGCGUCACUGUUGAUCUUUACUUCAUAUGAAACUAUAGUAUGCCAAUUCAGACAGCUAUUCAUCUGCAUGCAUGGUCAUGCUGUUCCCCCAAAUAAAGACCAAAUCAUGUGCUGUGCUACCAGUGGGAAAAAUUAGUGUCGAGCCCUGGGAUGACUGAUAAGAAACUUGAAGUCUACGCUCUGAGUUAACAUUUCUAGUCAUUUUUGAGUGUUUUCUCUAAAUAUCACUGUCCUCUUUAGUCUCUACCUUUCUUCACCAACAUUUGGUCUGACUAAAGUUGAUGUUCUGUGUGGGGAAAUAUUCUAAAAUCUAUUUAAUAAAUGUUCUUCGGAAUCUUCUUUGAAUCGUCUCUUUUCUUUCCUUGUGUUUCCUGCAGCCCACACCGAUAGGCCCUAUCCCCAGCGACACGCCCCUGCAGCCGAGCAGCAGAGACAAAGCACAACAGCAGACCAAAAACCAGGUGAGUUCACCGGCAUUAAAGCAGAACAAACACCACAACCAACCAACCAACCAGCCAACCAGCUGACUGACCAACCAGCCAGCCAACCAGCCAACCCUGUCGGUCAGGUUCCCCUGCCAGACUGCUCUUAUAUAUUUACUUCCUGGAGAAAAUGGCUGCCGUUCACUUCCACUUCUUCAUUUGUGUUCCUGUCCACAGUCAGUUGUUGACAGUGACGUCAUCUAUCCAAACAGUCCUCGUCAGACACUCUGACUUUGAUAAACAGGUGCCUCAGUAGGAGAUGAAAUCCUACAAACAAUCACCAGAAAGGCUUUCUCUUGCUCCAGCUGUGAAACAAAGCUAUUCAAUGAAGUCUUCACACUUUGCCUCUCUAAGAUCAAGUCAUUGUGUGCAUGAGUUGACAAUGUGAACCACAUUGUUCAUACCAGCAAUGACGUACUUGGUAUGUGACAAAGUGUGGACCUAUUCCUCUUAGUGGCAUGCAAACCGAGCCUUGUAAUAGUGUAAGUUUAGUCUUAGAGUGAUAGUUGAAAACAAACAAGAAACAAGGAACAUGUUGCUGUACUUUAAAGGUCUGACUCAGAGGCUCCGAUAAAACCAUCCAGUUAGUACACUAGUUUUAUCAUGACUGAUUACAGUGAACUCUAGACUCUUUUUACUGCCCUCCAUUAUUGUGAUUAGCUUGGUAACAGCUUACCCAGCCAAUCACUUCUGAGCACAUUUUGUCAGACUGUGAAAACCUGAGACUUCCUGGUCUCAACAGUCAGCUGUAUCAGAGGAAAGCAUCUGCUGUCUGUCUGCGUAGCUGAAUCUGUUGGUGGGAAGAUAAGGCGUAGUGCCUGCUCUGCAAAUGAAAGCAGAACCUCUGACAGAAAGAAACUCUGAAGUUGAGCCUUUAAAAACACAUACGUGUUGUAUCAGAUAUGUAGUGCUAGCUGAGGUGAUCAAGGCUGUCUUCUUUUACUCCUGCAUGACUUGAUUUAGUGUGUUGAUCUGUGCUUUGCGUCAAAUUUUGCUCCCCUCUACUCCUCUAUUAACAUAGUUUGUCUUAACAAGCCUGCUUCUGCUUGGAAGAUGUCUUCUAUAAUUUUUUUGUUGUUGUUUCCUUGUUUUUUAUUCACUCACUCCCCUUUCCUCCUUGUCCCCCCACCACAUCGCCUCACCCCCUGACCCUCACCCUCCCCCCACCUCUUCUCACCUUUUCACCACCACCUGCCUCAACCCUUUUUGCUCUUUGCGUCAAGUCGCCUGAGCCCAAAGGAAGUGAGUCUCAGCCCACUCCAGUGACCAAUAAGGAGACUCUGGGGUCGCACCUCACAGCUGAGCGGCUGGGGGGCUCUGUUCAGGUACUGCUGCUAAUGCUACUGCUGCCGCUCUGAUGGCUGAUGCAUGUAGCCAUAUAGUUUUUUUUUUUUUCUGUGCGUGUCUGACCCCCCUCUCUCACUCUGACUUCACUCUGCCUGGCUGACAGGUAAUCUGUCCUGACUCUCUCUCUUUCUCUCUCUCUCUCUCUCUGACUGCAUCAGACCGUUUGAAUCCCUGUGUGUCAGUGCUUUGCCUGUUCUGUUUGCUCUCACCGCUUCAUUCGCCUCAUCUGCAAUUAGCUGCCCACAGGGAGGACCUUGAAAAGAUGACAUCCAACAGCAACUGCCAUGCAAACUUCAUGACAUUAAAAGAUGAAUUAAGAGCAUAAAUGGGGGAACCUUCACCUUUAACCACGUGUUCGUAAUGUUUUAUGGCCAAAUGUAAAUCAUUAGGACUAAGAGGCCUGCAUUGUUACUGUGGCAGAUUCCUGACACCCAGUGGUGGCUAAUUGAACUGCAGCUUUUAAAGAGGGGUUCACACUUUUCAAGUCUGUCCUAAAAUAUUCAUACCAUCGAGGACAUCUGCACUUACGAGGCAUGAACAGACAUGAAAAAUGUGAUCAUUCCGGUGUGGAGGGAUUUCAGGUGACUUGUUAAGGCGCUCUCCCCUACCCUACCUGAGACAGCAGCGACACAGAAGUAUUCACUCACACAUCUUUAAAUGUGAAUGUCCAUCACCACACUACGACCAGCGGCUCUGCGUUUUAAUUGUAGAAGUGAGCAGUCUGCCGUUCUUCUGUGCUUGUGCAGGUGAUGAGCUCAACGAAUGGCGAGCUGAACACUGAUGAUCCCACAGCCGGACACUCCAACGCUCCCAUCACCGCUCCCACUGAGGUUGAAGUGGCCGACGAAACCAAGUAUGAAACAGAUACAUAGAAGGGUUACAAAACCCUCUUGUACCCUCUUCUAGAUCUUUUUUAAAGUUUUAUGCUUUUGUCAAAUAUAAGCAGACAGUCAUUUAAAAAAUAAAAGUUACACAAGUGAGCAGAGAAGCCUCUACAUGCACCGUGUGAGGCAGAUUAUUUCUGAGAUCCUUCUCCACCCUUACCUGGUGUUAAAUCCAAACUUCUGCCUUUUAUUGAAUUUAGCGGUAAUACAAAAUGUUUCUAUGUCACCCCUUAAAAAUGAACUAAGUUGAUUACACAGACAUGAGCCUUAUCUGGCUGCAAGAGGUCAUAUCAUGAUUAUUUUUUUCUGUACUGUUUUUAUUAAGUUAGAUUGAAUUGUGUGUAUAUGCUUUAAUGAAAACACAAAAUUUUUUCCACCAACAUUUCACAUUUAAUACAAACAAAGUAUUAUUCCUAAUCUGCCCUGAACUUUACAGGGUGAGUAUAGACUAAGAGUCUUUUUAACAUUUUCAAACAGGAAGUGCUUUUAUGUACUCUGUCGUAUUUUUCAUACACAAGUCGACUUGUCAGAAGCAUAUUAAAAAUCUGGCUGCUUAACUGUUUGGAAAAACCGUCAUUAAGCCAUAGGGAACUUCACUUUAGAAUAAUGAAAACAAUCUCGUGUAAUCACAUGAUGCUAUAAUAAUCAGCUUGGAGCUCCAGAUGUUUUCUAAAUGUUCAUACACAGAGAAGGAAAUUUAUGAAAUCUUUGAAUCAGCAGUUUAAAGUAGGGGUGUCAACAUCUACACGUGUAAACAGAUGCACAGAUAACAAAUCAAAACCGUUUGGAAAAAUCAAGAGCCGUUUACAGGCUUUCUUUUCCUCCUCCUCGAUCAUAUCUCACCAAGAUAUAAACAUAAUGUUGCCUGAAAGCUUCAGAUAAUAACAUUAACGAACUAUACAUUUAAAUGUUCCCACUAGUGAAGUUCUCCGCAUACCUAAUAGAUGAAUUGGGCACAAUGUUACGUUCAUUAAUAAAUAUAUAAAGAUCCCGUAGCCUGCACAGUCAGUGUCACGUUACUUUUAGUUGACUCGGCGAUGGCGGUGGUCAACAAGUGGAGCACUGCCUGACAGUUUUUUGAACAAACUGCCAGUGGAAAUCCAGUUGAGUGUAGGCUAUGUCAGGUAAAGUUGGCUUACAACAACAACAGCACAGGGUCCAUGUUAACUACCUGCAAUGGAAACACCCGAACAAGUUGGAGGGAGAGAUUGCUGCUGGUAUUGAUGCUACGGCUAGCGAUUCACAGGCUAGCAUGAGGGAUUAUACAUACAACAAGGCGAAGAAAUGUGACAAGGCACAGAGUGAGCAUAUCAGCAACUUCAUAGCUGAAAUGGUGGUCCACGACAUCAUCAAAUCAAAUUUCAUAUCAAAUUUUAUGUAUCUGGUGCAGAUUCACAACAGCCGUCAUCCUAAGACGCUUUCCAAAGAAAAAGAGCAGGUCUAGACCACGCUCACUGUUUGAUGAUUUAUCAAGACCCAAACUAAUAUGGGAUUUGGCCCAUCUCAUCGAACAUGAGUGACAGUGGCAAGGAAAAACUUCCUUAACAGGCAGAAACCUUGAGCAGGACCAGGUGCCUGAUAGCUAAAAGCUCUACCUCCAAUACUACUUUUAGAGACAUUUCGUACAGCGAGCAGACUUGCAGACUGUGAGUGUAAGGGUCUAUGUUUUGGACCAGCUGUAUAGUCCUUAAAGACUUAUUAAUGCAGCCUGAUAAGAGAGAAAUACAGUAAUCCAGCCUAGAAGUAACAAAAGCAUGGACGAGUUUGUCUGCAUCACUCUGAGACAGGAUGGGUCUAAAAAAAAGUGGAAAAAAGCUAUCCUUGAGAUUUGUUGAAUGUGGGAGCUAAAGGAUAAAUCCUGAUCAAAUAACACUCCCAGAUUCCGUACAAAGAGACCUGAUGCCAGACUGAUGCCAUCUAGCGUAGUUAUGUUUUUAGAAAAUACCUCUCUAAGGUGUUUAGGACCAAGGACAAGAACUUCAGUUUUGACAUGCUGCCUGUGUCAAUGGUUGAGGAUGACUGGAGCCAGGCUAUGAAAUUCCCUGCAGAGCAACAGUUAGCUCACAGAUAUCAAAGUAGGUUUUCUUGUGUGUCAAAAUGAGAGAUGAUUUUAUUUUUAAGUCAUUUUACUUUCUGUCAUAAGUAGGCCUAAGUCUGAAAAUGUUAAAUGAAGUUCUGUGAUUUAUUUUUUUUAUGUUGAUUAUAACUUAGUACCUAUUUGAAGUGUCUGAUAACUACUGGAAUGGCUUUGAUUUAAUGGGAUCAGGAGGUGUUUGAGUGGAGACUGAACCUUCUAGUGGUUAUACAGCGCAACUGCCAUAUAAAGAGAUCUCCGCCGUCGGUUAGAAUCCAGGUUUACACGUGUAGAAAAAAUUGUAAACAUUGACACCCUUAGUUUAAAGUAAACACUGUGUCAGGUGUUGUGUUUAUAAACUGACAUGUUAUCAGUUCCUUUUUCUAAAUGUAGUUCUCCUCUGUGUCCUGCAGGUGCUGUUGUUUCUUCAAGAGGAGAAAGAGGAAAGCCCUCCAGAGGCACAAGUGAAAGAAGAGAACAGAGAGAACUUGAAACAUUGUGGUCACUGUCAAGUUUUAAAUGGAAGCAACUACACAGACCCCACCCCCACCCCCCACCCAUCCGUGUUCCUUAUCUCUUUCCAGCUCUCCUCCUCUCACCUCUUUCUCCCUCUCACCUCAUUUCCUCCAUCACUCUGUACCCCCCUUCCCUUUCGCGCUCUCUCUUUCUCGUUCUCAGAGCUCCCCAGCUUCUGGUGAGCUAA